AAAUUUUAAGCUAACUCUAUUGGAUGGUUUUUUUAAUACUAGAGUAGCCAAUGGCCUAUUUUUCCGUGAUGUUGCCUCCAUGGGGUAAUAGACAAGAAGAGAGACGGAGGCAGACGAAGAUGAGAUUGAUGACCAUCCACCACCAAAACAAAUUUAAACAAUUAAUAAUACUAGUUAAUUACUACCAAUAUUUUAACAUAAAUUUGAUAAUCAACUUUUGUAUUAUUCUUAUUCAUUCUUCUUUCUUAGCAAACUAAGCUCCUCUGCUUUUCACAUUUUGAAGUCAAACCUGUAUCAUCAACCUCUUUUCCUACCUCUACCCUUGUUUUCAUUUGUAUGUCAUUUGUUAUCACCCCAUGUAUGAGAAAAAUCGUUAGGACUUUUGAUAAGUUUCAAUGGUUCAAUGAUCGUCAAGAGGAACACGUCGUUUUGAUCCGAAUUAUUAGGUUAAUUCAGAUACUUUCAUCAUCAAAAGCAUAGAAAAACAGCUAGUUUAAAAAAUGGUUCGGUUCUUGGUUUUCAGAAGGCUUAGCCAAAUAGUUGGUGCAAGUCUGAGAACUUGGUUGGCUUGAUUAUGAUUUUGAUAACCCGACAUGGGGCGUUUUCGAUUUAAGAUGAGAUGAUGAUGGAAGAAUUGGUUUAUUGGAUAUUAAGAUGUUUUGUGUUAUUUAUCCUUUGUUUCUUCAAUCUUCUUUCAACAACUACAGCACAAGGUUUCUUGCGCAUAGCAUGCUGUGCAAAAUCAAGUUUUACAGAUAAUAAUAGUCUACAGUGGACACCUGAUGAUCGAUGGUUUACCGACGGAAAAAGUUGCAAGGACUUGAAUCAGGGAAAUGAAAGAGCUCGAAUUUUUGACAUUGAAUCAGGGAAAAGAUGUUAUAGCUUACCGACAAUUAAAGAUCAAGACUAUCUGAUAACGGGUUCAUUCCCUGUUGGUGAAACAGAGGGGGCUCAGUUUGACUCUUCAUUUAGUGUUUCAAUUGAUGUCACACCAUUCGGCCUGGUGAAUUCUUCGGAGGACUUGGUGGUGGAGGGAAUUUUCAGAGCUACUGAUAGCUAUACUGACUUCUGCUUAGUGCAUGAAAAAGGGGAUCCCUACAUAUCGAGUAUCGAACUAAGGCCUUUGAAUGAUUCAGAGUAUCUAAAGGAUAAAUCAUCCGAUAUUCUGAAGCUGGUUAACAGAACUGAUCUAGGAGGCACUGGAGAGACCAGGUACCCAGAAGACAGAUAUGACAGAAUUUGGAAACCCGCAUCAAGUCUUUACUUAACAGCCAACUCCCCUGUUACGAUCCACAACUAUGGUAAUACAACAGUGCCCCUCAAAGUUCUACAAACAGCUGUUACAGAUUUAAAACGAUUGGAGUUCCUGCAAAAUGACAUUGAUGAUGGAGACUACAACUACACUGUGAUUCUCUACUUUCUUGAGCUCAAUGACACUGUUACAAGAAUUGGCCAAAGGAUGUUUGAUAUUUACAUCAACAAUGAGAGGAAAGGGGAGAAUUUUGAUAUAUUGGCAAACGGAUCAAACUAUCGAGAGGCUGUUUUCAAUGUAACAGCUAAUGGGUCUCUGAAUUUGACCUUGGUUAAGGUAUCAAAUGGAUCUGAACUUGGACCCAUUUGCAAUGCCCUUGAGAUCUUGCAGGUGCGCCCAAGGGAUCAACAGACAGAUUACAAUGAUGUGAUUGUGAUAAAGAAGGUAAAAGAGGAGUUGUUAAUGGCUGACCAAGGGAAUGCCUUAUUGGAAGCUUGGUCAGGAGACCCAUGCCUUCCUGAUCCCUGGCAAGGUCUGGCCUGCAACCCCGUCAAUGGUUCCACAGUCAUCACAGAUCUGGAUCUUUCUUCAAGUAAAUUUCAUGGGCCAGUUCCUCCAAGUAUCACAAAUCUGACCCACCUGAAAAUAUUGAACCUGAGCAACAAUGACUUCAGUGGCGAGAUUCCAACAUUCCCAUCAUCCUCCAAUUUGACAUCAGUGGAUAUAAGAAACAAUGAACUUGAGGGAUCUCUACGAGAGUCUCUUAUCUCACUUCCGGACUUGAGUACACUAUACUAUGGAUGCAAUCCUCAACUUGACAAUGACCUUCCAUCUGGCUUGAAUAGCUCAAAACUAACUACUGACUAUGGAGCAUGUCCCCAGAAAUCAAGUGGUCCAACAAAAGGAAUUGUCAUUGGUGCUGCUGCAUGUGGAUCUGCUGUGGUUACUGUUGCUCUUGGAGCCGUUCUUGUUUGCCUUUACAGACAAAAACUAAUGGCUAGGAGAAAAUACAAUGGGAAACGACUCCCCAUGGCAAAGAAUUUGGUGUUCUCCAUACCUAGCACAGAUGAAAUUUUUGUUAGGUCAAUAUCUAUACAGACAUACACUCUAGAAUAUAUUGAGAUUGCCACCCAAAAGUACAAAACCUUGAUUGGUGAAGGUGGCUUUGGAUCUGUGUACCGAGGUACUCUACCUGAUGGCCAGGAAGUUGCAGUGAAGGUCCGAUCAGCUACCUCAACUCAAGGAACUCGGGAAUUCGAGAAUGAGCUAAACCUUCUUUCGGCUAUUCGGCAUGAGAACCUGGUUCCUCUUCUAGGUUAUUGCAGUGAAAAUGACCAACAAAUCCUUGUUUAUCCUUUUAUGUCCAAUGGCUCUCUGCAAGAUAGACUCUACGGGGAAGCAGCAAAACGGAAAAUUUUGGACUGGCCAACCAGGCUUUCCAUUGCUCUUGGUGCCGCUAGAGGUUUGAUGUAUCUUCAUACCUAUGCGGGCGUUAUACACAGGGAUGUAAAAUCAAGCAACAUACUUUUGGACAAUACCAUGUGUGCUAAGGUAGCAGACUUUGGUUUUUCGAAAUAUGCCCCUCAAGAAGGAGACAGCAAUGCUUCCCUUGAAGUAAGAGGCACCGCAGGAUACAUGGAUCCAGAGUAUUAUUCAACCCAGCAUCUAUCUGCAAAAAGUGAUGUCUUCAGUUUUGGUGUGGUUCUACUUGAAAUUAUAAGUGGAAGGGAGCCUUUAAACAUACACAGGCCACGGAAUGAAUGGAGUUUGGUUGAAUGGGCAAAACCUUAUAUAAGGGAGUCAAAGAUUGAUGAAAUUGUCGACCCUAAUAUAAAGGGAGGGUACCAUGCCGAGGCAAUGUGGAGGGUAGUUGAGGCGGCAUUGGCAUGUAUUGAGCCCUUUUCUGCUUAUCGACCAUGUAUGGCUGACAUCGUUCGAGAGCUGGAGGAUGCUUUGAUCAUAGAGAACAAUGCAUCAGAAUACAUGAAGUCCAUAGACAGCAUAUAUAGUUUGGGAGGGUCCAAUCGCUUCUCAAUAGUUAUGGAAAAAAAGACAGUUUUACCACCUAUCCCAACUGCAUCAGAACCCUCACCAAUUAACACACAAGCAUUGGCUCCUCCAGAGCCAAGAUAAAAGAUGGGUGGAUGUGAUGUUUAUCAAGAUAAAAAUGACAAUCGGCUAACAGGAAUGAUUAUUCCAUGCUUUUUCAAUGUAAGACUAUGCACUUUCAUCUAUUCCAUUUAUUUUGAAGUUUAAGUAUUUACUAUUGCAGCAGACCUUUAAUGUUGCAUUAAUACACAUUCCCCGCUUCCUCCCCUCCCUUCCUCACUUUGCCUGGGUAAUUAGCCAAGUUGUUGCAUCUUCUUUUAUUAACCACUCCCACUAUGUAGUUAGGCGAAAGAUGCAACACCAAUCUAGACAGUUCAGAUGAUUUAAGCUAUAAUUAUCUGAUCGAUGAUUUUAGUGUUACUAAGUUAUAUACUUACACCACCAUAUUUAAACUUUUUAACUGUUAAGCAACUGAUGACUUACCAUGCUUAAGAAUAGACAUCUUGCAAUAUGAAUCCUCAGUCAAGACUGAGAACUCAACUACAGGGGAUAUUAAAGCAAUUGCCCUUAAAAUGUUUAUAUUGACAUUAUUUAACAUACAAGAAACCUUUUGAACAUCUAACAGUUCAUAUUGGAAAUGGGAUAACCAUUACAAAGAUGGAUGAACUGAUGACUAAGAGAGCCAAAAGCAGCCAUUUUAGUUAUCUAUUCAAUAUCCUUGACCUUGAGCAGACUAACAAAGCAGAAAGAGUCCUACAUGAAGCGAAAUGGGUUACAUGAAGUGAAAUGGCUCUUAAUUUCAGGUGGAAGUGACUAUUUUAACACAACCAUGGAGCUAACUAAAAACUUGUUUUUCUUUUUAUUAAAAAGAAAAGAAAGAAAGCCUCUUUCCUUUCCCUUGAUAACAUUCAAAUCUACGAUCCACUCCAACCCACAAAUUUGUUUUCUUCUAGUUAAGGAGAUAAACAACCUCAUUUCAGCAUCAGCAAUAACUUUAUUUUUGCCAUUGUCCAUCAAGGCAGGAGUCGCAAUUUUCAGCGGCCAAGCACUUCAGCAUCCUUCUCAAAGAUGUCAAGUUCCAAUCUUUAUAUCUAUGUUUUGAUUGUUAAAAAGGAAACGAAGAUUUGAACUUUUAGACGUCGUUUUUGGAGGUAACAU
Durio zibethinus is the source of this 4459-nucleotide messenger RNA. Its product is annotated as nodulation receptor kinase-like. NCBI's taxonomy places the organism in Eukaryota, Viridiplantae, Streptophyta, Magnoliopsida, Malvales, Malvaceae. Gene Ontology annotation, biological process: protein phosphorylation. The record is from RefSeq and is a predicted model, not a curated record. Gene Ontology annotation, molecular function: ATP binding; protein kinase activity; protein binding.